Molecule: messenger RNA, 4380 nt
Organism: Bursaphelenchus xylophilus (pine wood nematode)
Lineage: Eukaryota; Metazoa; Nematoda; Chromadorea; Rhabditida; Aphelenchoididae
Source: the annotation of a GenBank genome assembly
AUGAGUAUGAUCCCAGUUGCAUCGGAUUUCAGUUACUAUGCCGAGGAUCAGACCAUAUCGAUUCCGCCGAAGAAGUCGGAACCCACAACGUCGGCGGGCGAAAAGCGCAAGAUCUACGGACGGGAUCUGCGUGAUAUCGACGACAAUGACCUCGACAAUCUAUUGAACAACCUGUCCGUGGAGGAGAUGGAGGAAUUGAAUAACGAUUUGGAUCCGGAUGUAAGUCAACGUUUUUUGAUUUUUUCUUGUUUUAGGCAAAACAAAUAUGCAUAUAAGGUUGAAAGAAAUGAUUCACAGACCAUGUUUUUGCUUUUUCCAGCAAAAAAUUCUUUGAUUUUGUCGUCUUUCCAUAUAAAAAUCCACUCUUUUGAUAUUACACUAGGUCCAUCAAGGAGAAUUUAAAUUUUUAUCUAUUCCCCUUGUUCUUUUCAGAACUCAAUGCUUCCGCCCUCGCAACGAGGCACCUAUCAUAUCGACAAGACCCCAACAGGCCCAUAUAAACGUGAGAAACUGCUGCAACAUCUGGAAGAAGAAGCCAAACAAGAUAAAGAUUGGGAAGAGAAGGUGCCAUUUGCUUUGGGGCAGAAACGAGGUAAGCGCUGUUUUUUAUUGUUUGUUGAAUGUUUUAGGAACCAUUUCGAAUCAUCUCAAUUGAUUUUAGGCAAAGUGUUUGAGGAGAAGAACCCGAAUGUUCAAGAUGGCGGAAAAGGGAAGGAUAAGAAGGUUCCCAUGCCGAUUAUGCUCGAUUUGGACAGUGACACAGAGGGCGAAGGCGAUGACUUCAUUGAGAAAGCCUUGGACAAAGCGCCAGAGAAGGAUUUGGUCGACUUGGCGGGAAUUUUGGGUAUGAUGAUACCAAGUUUAAUAUAAUUUUCAUUCUCAAUUUUUAGGAAUGCAUAACGUCCUGAACCAAACACAGUAUUAUAACGCAUUGAAGGGCAAGGCCCAAGACGAAAAUACAGCCACUUUUGACGGUGUAAUCAAAGCAUAUCAGCCACGAAUUGUUCCAGAUGAACCCGAAAAUCAAACAGAUGUAGAUCAGUGCAUACAGUAGGUUGCAAUUUGGGUUAAGCCCAUUUUUUAUUGGAUUUUGAGGCAUUAGAUUUCAAAUGGAAGAGGUUUUGGAUAUUGAUUUUGAUUAUUUUCGACUCAAUUAUAUUGUUUUAGACGGUUAGAGACCAACGAUCCAAAUAUGACGGAAAUCAACAUUAACAACAUGAAGCGCCUACCCAAAGAGAAGAUCCGCAAACUGGUCAAGACUGCAUCCAAUUCCAAACAUCUCACCAAACUCUCGCUUUCCAACACCGCCAUCGACGAUCAGGAGGCGCGGCCUUUGGUGGAGCUCAUCGAAAACCUCCCCUCACUGCGAGUGCUGAACGUCGAAAGCAACUUUAUUAGUCCCGAGAUGAUCGCCAAGAUGCUCCGUGCCACCCUGAAACAUCAGAGCAUCAUCGAGUUCCACGCCGAGAACCAACGACAACAGGCGUUGGGCAUCCCCAUCGAGAUGGACAUCAUGAUGACCGUCGAGGAUAACGAGUCCUUGUUGAGGGUGGGCGUGUCGCUGCAGUCGAUGGAAGCAAGACAUCGAGUCUCGGAAGCGCUGGAGAGAAAUUAUGAACGAGGUAGGCGAGGGGUUUUGAUUUGGGAAAGGAUUUUGGACAGUGCUAUGUUAGCCUUGAGGUAGAUGAAUUUAAAAGAGACUUCGCCAGUUGUGGAAGGAGGGUCUGCCCUAGAAUUUGACCCCCACUUUUUUCUGUCUCAACUGAUGACAUAUAGGCUGUUAAACAACUUGGUGAAUUUUUUUCGAAAAAUUCGUCAUCAUGACCGAGAUAUGACACAUUUAUUGAAUUUCGUUUAAUGUGAUAUAUUGUGCUAAUUUAUCGCCGCAACAUUGCAGAACUGAGUACACACACGUUAUAGGCCAUGCUGAACAACUUUGUAAUUGACCCCAAGUUUGUCAGGUUACUGUAACAUACCGUAACGCCCAUGCUUGAUCAAUAAAUCUUGAUUUUCUCGAUUUUUUUUCAAUAAUUUUCUCGGAAUUUUUUUGCAUUUUUGGAAUCAGCAUCAAAUUCUGCAUCGGAUAGACUAUAUGCGCAUCUCCAGAUAGGUGUACAAAAAUGUCGUGGCGCAACCGGUAGUGGGUCGGACUACCAUUCAAAAGGUCCCGGGUUCGAGUCCAGGUGGAAGCAAAAAUGCUCAAACGCGCUGGAAAUUGUACCAAAACAGUUUUAACCUAUUGGAACUGUGUUUAAAAUAAAUAAUAAUUAACAUUGUUGCCUAAAAAGGCUAAAUUUUGGAUUUUACGAAAUUUUUGAAAAUCAUGAUUUUUGUGGGCCCAAAUCUGCCGAAGAAAUGAAAAUUUUUUGUAAGCGAUUUUUUUGUUUAGAAACAACGCAUGGCACAUAGAAAGACUAUUCCUCAAAGGAUUUCGUUCAGUUUUGCCCAAAACACCAAAAAGUUGAACUUUUUCGUUUUAAUCGGAGAGCACCGCCAGAACCCAGUAAGCCGAAGUGACGUCAUUCAAACGUGGAUACACAUGUUUUCCACUAUGGGGAGUCAAUUUUUUAGCAAAUUUUACAAGACUGAAUACUGUAACAUCAUGAAAUAUGUGAAUAUCUACAAAUUUUCAAAUGUAAAUUUUUUUGUGGAAAAUUUUCGCGGCUAUUAGAAAGAUAUUUGAAAGCAGCGCAAAAUACUGCUCUAUAAAAUUGGAAACGAUUCCGCGUAAGGACUCCUGAAAGUCAUUAUUUCAAUGUUUUGUCAAAUGCCAAAAUACGAAAUUUUUUUGGUGUUUUGGGCAAAAUUGAACGAAAUCAUUUGAGGACUACUCUUUCUAUGUGCCAUGCGUUGUUUCUACACAAAAAAAUCGCUUACAAAAAGUUUUCAUUUCUUCGGCAGAUUUGGGCCCACAAAAAUAAUGAUUUUCAAAAAUUUCGUAAAAUCCAAAAUUUAGCCUUUUUAGGCAACAAUGUUAAUUAUUAUUUAUUUUAAACACAGUUCCAAUAGGUUAAAACUGUUUUGGUACAAUUUCCAGCGCGUUUGAGCAUUUUUGCUUCCACCCGGACUCGAACCCGGGACCUUUUGAAUGGUAGUCCGACCCACUACCGGUUGCGCCACGACAUUUUUGUACACCUAUCUGGAGAUGCGCAUAUAGUCUAUCCGAUGCAGAAUUUGAUGCUGAUUCCAAAAAUGCAAAAAAAUUCCGAGAAAAUUAUUGAAAAAAAUCGAGAAAAUCGAGAUUUAUUGAUCAAGCAUGGGCGUUACGGUAUGUUACAGUAACCUGACAAACUUGGGGUCAAUUACAAAGUUGUUCAGCAUGGCCUAUAACGUGUGUGUACUCAGUUCUGCAAUGUUUCGGCGAUAAAUUAGCACAAUAUAUCACAUUAAACGAAAUUCAAUAAAUAUGUCAUAUCUCGGUCACGAUGACGAAUUUUUCGAAAAAAAUUCACCAAGUUGUUUAACAGCCUAUAUGUCAUCAGCUGAGACAGAAAAAAGUGGGGGUCAAAUUCUAGGGCAGACCCCCAUUUGAGCCUGCUUCAGCAACUCGCGAAGUGUCUUUUAAAUGGUCAUAACUUUUUACAAGCUGUUUGGAAUUUAAUAAAACUUGAUAGUUGGUGUGGUUAUGGGCCAAUUGAGAGAAUCCAUAAGUUUUUAGAUUACAUUUUGCUUUUGGACAGGGCUAUGUUAGCCUUGAGGUAGAUGAAUGUAAAUGGUCAUAACUUUUUAUGAACUGUGGGGAAUUUAAUAAAACUUGACAGUUGAAGCGAUUAUGGGCCAAUUGAGAGAUUUUAUGACUUUUUAGAGCAAAUUUUGGUUUUAGACAGGGCUAUGUUAACCUUGAGGGAUGAAUUUAAAUGGCCAUAACUUUUUAUGAACUGCGAGGAACUUUAUAGAACUUCACACGUGGAGCGAUUAUGGGUCAAUUGAGAGAGUCUAUGACUUUUUUAAGCUAGAGAAGGAAAUUGCGUAGGCUUAUAUUACACUUGAUUUAUCAAACUUUCAGUAGUGAUAAUUUUUGCUGCAGGGUUUAGAUCAUGAUGAAACUUGGAUAUAGGGAGUACAGUGCGUCCAUAGGAGUCCAUGAAAAAUUUUAUUGCGCACUAUGCAGAAAUAUUUGAGAUAUGGCGAUUGGAUUUUUUUUUUGUUUUUUGAAUUUUUUUAGAAAGUUUUGUCUGGGAAAUGAAAAAAAUUGGCAGACAUACUGUUUGAACGAACCUCUCGACCAUUUAAUAAUUUGUCUACCUGUUUUUUAGUCGAUUUACGUCAAAUUUUCACCUUUUUUUCUGUUUUCCAAUCCUUGCACUUUCAGUCCGUCUCCGACGCCUGGCCCAACGCAAACAGGCGGCAGCGCAGGCCCAGCAGAACAACAAGAAGUAA